Messenger RNA from Esox lucius (northern pike), 1093 nucleotides. RefSeq names its product hairy-related 12 (gene her12). Gene Ontology annotation, molecular function: RNA polymerase II cis-regulatory region sequence-specific DNA binding; protein dimerization activity; DNA-binding transcription factor activity, RNA polymerase II-specific. Gene Ontology annotation, biological process: regulation of neurogenesis; regulation of transcription by RNA polymerase II; anterior/posterior pattern specification. Gene Ontology annotation, cellular component: nucleus. Lineage: Eukaryota; Metazoa; Chordata; Actinopteri; Esociformes; Esocidae. The transcript is spliced from 2 exons. The record is from RefSeq and is a predicted model, not a curated record. The coding region runs from base 47 to 511 and encodes 154 amino acids.
AGCCCAGGGGAAGUAGCUGACACACUGCCCUCUCACACAGACGACCAUGGCUCCCUGCUCAACAGACUUCUCUUUGCCCCACCGGAGAUUUGCGGAAAAAGACAUUAAGAUAAGGAAACCCAUUGUUGAGAAGAUGCGCCGGGAUCGCAUCAAUGGCUGCAUCGAGCAGCUAAAGCUUAUCCUGGAGAAAGAGUUCCACAAACACGACCCCAACACUAAGCUGGAGAAAGCCGACAUCCUGGAGAUGACUGUGAGCUUCCUGAGGCAGCAGCUGCGGCCGGCUCCAUCUCAGAGGGACUACAACCAGGGUUACUCACAGUGCUGGACAGAGUCUCUGCAGUUCCUGUCAGAAAGCCCCAAAAGAGACACCACCUCCAGGCCUUUUCAGGGUCUCCCCUCCCAGUUCCAGAGAUCCUGUAGUAGCCCAAUGGUCCGCUCCACCUCCCCAGUCUCCUCCACCGCUGUGCUCCAGGACACAAGAGCAAAAGGCUCAGUUUGGAGGCCCUGGUAGACAGAUACUGGACUGGAGUCACUGUGAACUGUGAGAGAAACACUGGACUGGAUGUAGGAAAUAUGCAUUUCCAAACUGCUCGACCACUGAGGUUGGCCUGAGCUCAUCACAUUGAUGGAUAGAUAUUUGUGGCACGUUUGUGGCAUUUUUUUUUAUUGAGGGUAGUCACUUUUCUGUGAAGGUUUCUUUCUCUUGCUUGUUUUAUCACAUUCGUUUUUCGUUUACAGUGAAGAAUUUAGCUAAUUAUUCAGUUAUGAUCUUUUAUUGUGAAAUGUCAAUUUAUUGUGAAAGGUUUUCUAACUCCAGUGGAGUACACCGGUUAUACUAUAUGUAACAGUAUCUACAAUAGGCUACUGCAUGUUCUGACAGCAAUUCUUUGAGGAUAUUUCUCUAUGGUUAUGAAUUGCUAUAUUACAGUAUGUUACAGAUGUUAUGGUAUGGCUGUAUCUUUUAUAAAGGGACUGGUGGGUGUGUAUGCUUAGAAAUAACACUGUGAAUGGUUUCAUUUGUUAUAUUGCAUUUAAAGAAGCUCUUAAAACAAAUGUUUUACAUUUGUAUGCCAAUAAAAAUACAAUCAUUUUU